AUGAUAAAUAGACACUAUUUAUUUUUCUAUUUUUUUAUAUAUGUUCUCUUAUGUAAAGUAUUUUUUACAAAUAUAAGAUAUUUUAAGAAUGAUAAAAAGCUAAAGAAUAGAAGAAAUUUUGAAAAUGAUCUGUGGAAUAAUUUAAAUAUUAUUAAAAAUUAUUAUAAAAGAAGAUUCCUACAGGAAACAAAAAAUAAUAUAUUACACCUGAAAAAACAUAUAAAAGAAAAUCAUGAGUCACAAAUAAAUAUUUUACAAUGGGAAAAUAAGUCUAAUAAGGAAAAUAUAUAUAAAAGAAAUGAAAAAGAUAAUAUAAGAUUAAAAAAAUUAAUUAUAAGUUUUAAAGAUCAUAAUAAUUUUUUAAGCUUGAGAAUUUUCAAAAAUAAGUUUAUACAUAUUCUUUCAUACUGUGGAAAUGUAAAAAAGUUAGAUUAUAUAAAUUUUUAUUUAUAUGAUUUUUUUAAAGAAUUAAGUGAAACCCAUUUAAAAACAUGUUUACAUAUAUUAAAAAGUAAAAUGAUAAAUAUUGAAAUGGAUUAUAAAAUUAAGAACAUUGAAGUAAAAACCAUAAAUACAUCAGAAAAAAUUAUGAAUGAACCAUUUUAUAGCCAUUCGAAAAAAUUAUGUGAUAUGUUUAAAUUAAAUAAUAAUUCAAAUUUUAAAUUUUUCUUAAAUAAAAAGUGCAACAUGACUAAUAUACUAGAUGGUUAUGACGUAAUUCAAGUAAAAGAAGCUAUUGCAUUAGCGAGACCAUACGAAUUAAAUGAUGUAAAUGUGUGUAUUGUUGAUACAGGUAUUGAUCAUAACCAUGAUGAUUUAAAAGAAAAUAUUAUAGAAAUAAAAAAAAUUAAAAGAAACAUGGAAAAAAGUGAUACUUCAAGCAGUGAUAUAGAUAGUUCAAUGGAUAAACAUGGACAUGGUACAUUUAUAGCUGGAAUUAUAGCUGGUAAUUCUCAAAACAAUAAAGGUAUAAAAGGAAUUAGCAAGAAGGCUAAAUUAAUAAUUUGCAAAGCCUUAAAUGAUAAUAAUACUGGCUAUAUAAGUGAUAUAUUAGAAUGUUUUAAUUUUUGUGCUAAAAAAAAAGCUAAAAUUAUAAAUGCAAGUUUCGCUAGCACAACUAAUCACUUAUCUUUAUUUAAUGCCUUAAUGAAAUUACAAGAAAAAAAUAUAUUGGUUAUAACAUCAUCUGGAAAUUGUUCUGUAAGUAAAUCAAAAAAUUCUUUUCAACAAUGCAAUUUAGAUAUUAAAAAAUUAUAUCCAUCUGCUUACUCUUCAGAAUUAAAUAAUUUGAUUAGUGUAUCAAAUAUGCUUCAACAUCCAAAUGGGAACAUAAUUUUGUCACCAGAUUCUUGUUAUAGUAACAAUUAUGUUCAUCUAGCUGCUCCUGGAAGAAAUAUAAGAUCAACUUUACCAUAUAAUAAAUAUGCGGUAAGUAGUGGCUCUUCUUUUUCUGCUGCUAUUAUUACAGGAUUUGCUUCUUUAGUGUUAUCAAUAAAUUCAGAAUUAACAUACAUUGAAGUUAUUGAAAAAUUUAAAAAUUCUAUAAUACCAUCAAAAUCAUUUAAAAAUAAAGUUAAAUGGGGUGGAUUCAUAAAUGCAUAUAACUUAAUUAAGUCUACCACAGAAAGCUUAAAACAAAAUUAA
This is a messenger RNA of Plasmodium gallinaceum, 1644 nucleotides long. RefSeq names its product subtilisin-like protease 3, putative (gene SUB3). Gene Ontology annotation, molecular function: serine-type endopeptidase activity. The coding region runs from base 1 to 1644 and encodes 547 amino acids. Gene Ontology annotation, biological process: proteolysis. The transcript has a single exon. The record is from RefSeq and is a predicted model, not a curated record. NCBI's taxonomy places the organism in Eukaryota, Apicomplexa, Aconoidasida, Haemosporida, Plasmodiidae.